CGGCAUAGAUGCCUCUGUGCCUCUCUCAUGUGUAAACAGCAUUGCCGAGCGCUGACACAACGCAGGCGGCCGCGGCACACGCAGGCGCCCCGGGGCUGCCACCGGCCCUUCUGGGGGUCCCACAACGGGGUGAAGUUGCUGGGUGCAGGCAGGGGUUGGCUCAGCAGCCCAGAAAAUGCUGGUGGCCAAAGGCCGGGUGCUGCCGUACACCUGAAGCACGAGCAGGUGGUUGCAGGGCUCCUCUGGCAGGUCCUGAGGGACCGGCCACACUGCAGGACAGCAGCCGGCACCCCUCCGCGGCCAUGGAGCGGGCUCCAAACCUGCUUCUCCUCUGCAUCUUCACCUUCGCCAUGGUCCUGGUGCCCGAAGCCAAGGACCAGAGCAAGGCAGCCAAGGGCAGGAGAAGGGGCCUGGCACGGCCACCUACGGCCACCCCUGCCCUGGCCUGGGCCCCGGAUGACCCCUACAGCAGCAUGGCAGAGUACGAGCACAGCAUCCAGGACAUGGUGCGCCAGCUGAGGAAUGGCUCCGAGCCAGGGGACACCAAGUGCCAGGUGAACCUGAGGCUCUGGAGGUCCAACCGGAGGAGCCUGUCCCCCUGGGCCUACAGGAUAAACCACGAUGCCACACGGAUCCCAGCAGACAUCCCCGAGGCACGGUGCCUCUGCACUGGCUGCAUCAACCCCUUCACCAUGCAGGAGGACCGCACCAUGGCCAGCAUUCCCAUCUACAGCCGGCUGCCCGUGCGCCGCCUGCUCUGCCCGGGCACGGCCGAGGCGGGGCACAGGCCCUCGGGGAAGAAGAAGUGCCACAAGAAGUACCAGAUGGUGAUGGAGACCAUCGCUGUGGGCUGCACCUGCAUCUUCUGAGGCUGCACAGAUACCCCCUGCAGCUCCCCGUGGGCAUCUAACCAGCUUGCUCUUGCUUCCCGAGCUUGCCCAACCCUUUGGGAGAGGUCACCUGGCUGGGCACCAGGGUGAGGGGAGCCCCUGUGCGAGAGCUCCUCAAAAUUCCCCUGCAGACUCCGUCAGCCUCAGCCCCAGCAGCCACUCUGGGGACACCCAGUGCAGAGGAAGCCCCUGCGAAUCACCCAGCCAGACACCCACUGCCCCGAGGCUUCAGGGCAGCUACGGGCUGGGGGAGAGGAGGAGGCAGCUGCCCAUGGUCCCUCUGGCUGGGCACGACCAGGAUCAGGAUCGGAAUCAGGUCUCCUCCCUUCCCAAAGUCCCUACUUCCCUUUGUUCGCUCCAUCGCUGCAACGGCUCGGGCAACACCCAGCCCUCCUGUCCUUCCCAGUCCUUCCCAACCCUCCUGUCCUUCCCAGUCCUUCCCAGCCCUCCCACAAGUUCCUCUGUGCCAGGCUGGGCAGUCCAAGGAGUGGGGAGAGCUGCUGGUGGUUUGGGCAGCUUCUGAAGUCUCAAUAAAACGCAUUG
This is a messenger RNA of Corvus hawaiiensis (hawaiian crow), 1433 nucleotides long. It is a transcript of the gene IL17B, whose product is annotated as interleukin 17B. The transcript is spliced from 4 exons. The coding region runs from base 303 to 869 and encodes 188 amino acids. Gene Ontology annotation, molecular function: cytokine activity. The record is from RefSeq and is a predicted model, not a curated record. NCBI's taxonomy places the organism in Eukaryota, Metazoa, Chordata, Aves, Passeriformes, Corvidae. Gene Ontology annotation, cellular component: extracellular region. Gene Ontology annotation, biological process: inflammatory response.